Phragmites australis (common reed) is the source of this 1062-nucleotide messenger RNA. Its product is annotated as haloacid dehalogenase-like hydrolase domain-containing protein Sgpp. The transcript is spliced from 3 exons. The record is from RefSeq and is a predicted model, not a curated record. Bases 149 to 862 code for a protein of 237 amino acids. Lineage: Eukaryota; Viridiplantae; Streptophyta; Magnoliopsida; Poales; Poaceae.
AGGAGAAAGGACGCGAACCGUGUGAGAUGAGGACUGCCGGCGCCACCAACCAACCCUCUUCUUCUUAUAAAAGUCGUCUAGGCAGCAUCAGCGAACACAAAGAUCAAAAUUGAAGCUUGCCACUGUUGAGCAAUCGGAAGAGCAAGCCAUGGAAAGAGUCGCUCCUCUGGAAGCCGUCCUGUUCGACAUCGAUGGGACAAUGGGCAUCUCCGACCCGUUCCAUCACCGAGCAUUCUCCGAACUGCUGCUCAAGAUUGGCUACAACGACGGCGUCCCGAUCACGCCGGAGUUCGGCAUGACGCACAUGGCCGGCCGGAGCAACGAGCAGAUCGGCAGCUUCCUCUUCCCCGACUGGGACAAGGACAAGAUCGACGACUUCUUCAGGGAAAAGGAGGCGCUCUUCGCCAGGUAUGCCACAGAGGGGCUCAAGGAGAUCGCCGGACUCACGCGGCUCUGCCGGUGGGCCGGCGAGCGCGGGCUCAAGCGCGCGGCCGUGACCAACGCGCCGAGGGCCAACGCCGAGCUCAUGAUCUCCAUCCUCGGCUUGUCGGACUUCUUCAAGCUCAUCGUCACCGGCGAGGACUGUGACCGCUCCAAGCCGUUCCCGGACCCCUACCUCAGGGCUCUCACCCUGCUCGGCGCCUCGCCUGACCACACCGUCAUCUUUGAGGAUUCCACGAUCGGGGUGCAGGCCGGUGUUGCUGCCGGGAUGCCGGUGAUUGCUAUCGCCGAUGAGAGGCGGGAAGGCAAGCUCCUGGCCACCGGCGCAACCCUCGUCAUCAGGGACUACCAAGAUCCCAAGCUCUGGGCGGCAUUGGACAAACUGGAUACCAAAGCUCAAGCUGCCGAGGUCGAUGAGUAAUACAAAACGGUCGCUGAGGAAGACCAAGAGUGACAAAAAAUUAAUUUGCUAUACUUCAAGCAUGAUUGUAGUACACUCAUUCAUGUAUGUUCAGGUCAUACAGAACUGCCAGUAGGCCAAAGUCGGUACAAAUAAGCAAAACCAAAAUUGAUUGCAAGGGAAGCAGAAUUCAAUCUGCCUCCCGCAGCAGCUAGCCCUCA